CCACCCACACACAAGUCCCAAAGCAAUUUGGAAGCACCAUCCAUCCUAGCCAGGCUCCCAGUAGCUAGCAGCUUACUCAAGGAAGCGGCGGCGGCAGCAGCGCAACGAGUGCUCAGGAGAAGGAGACAUGGCGUCCAUGAUGGGAGGAGACUUCGUGGAGGCCUACGUGCUCAAGAACGCCUACAAGGAGAAGCUGAGGCGCAUGGACCAAGCCGAAGCCGCCGCGGCGCUCGACGGCGCAAAGAGCAGCAAGGACGCCGCCGGUGCCGCUGGAGAGAAGAAGGAGGCUGGUGGUGCGAGCAGCAGGGGAGGAUUCUUUGGCCUCAUGAAGAAGAAGGUGCACCCCAAACCCAAAGCGGCGGCGGCGGCGGCCACUUCCUCUUGAUUAUAUUGCUACUGUAUUUGCCAUGCCACGAAAUUGUAAGCCGCAGCUGCUAGAACUGGCCGCAGCUUUCUUCUAGCUAGGAGUGUGUGUGUAGGUUUGUUCUUUCGAUCAGCUUCUCUUGGAGGAGUGUGUAAAGCAAGUUCUUUUGUUAAUUGUUCAAAACAAGUCGACGGAAAUUAAGUCAAGGAUAUUCCUUCAUUAGUUGGGUUGA
Messenger RNA from Triticum dicoccoides, 596 nucleotides. RefSeq lists its product as uncharacterized. NCBI's taxonomy places the organism in Eukaryota, Viridiplantae, Streptophyta, Magnoliopsida, Poales, Poaceae. The record is from RefSeq and is a predicted model, not a curated record. The coding region runs from base 128 to 385 and encodes 85 amino acids. The transcript has a single exon.